UCAACCUGCUUCUGACUGCACAGCGGAGGAGCCGGUGCAGAUCAGGAAGUGUGUGUGUGCGCGCGCGUGUGUGUGUGUGAGAGAGAGAGAGCGAGCGAGAGAGAGAGAGCGCGUCUUUGUGUUUUAUUUCGUUCUGCUGAGGAAGCUGACAGGAGGAAGUGAGGAGCCCAGACGGGAGCAGCAGCGCUGAGACGGAGCUCGCGGACGCCUGUCAUGGGGAGGGAGGAGCGGCAGUCGGCCGCCGAGAGGAGCGGAGGAGGAGGUUCUGCCACACAACCUGGUGGGCUAGGUCUCUGGUCCGUCCCUUUUCAGACCCAGAUAUGAGCCCUGAUCCCUCACUAGGAUCCACAUGCACCUGGACUCGCACCUGGACUUGCCUGUGUGAGGCAGAGCGGCACCUUCACGCCACCCUUCCUAGCAAAACAGCGAGCAGCACCAAAGGUUGACCACCUCCGGAAUGAGAUCUGCCGAGGCCUGAAGACCCCGACCUCCCAGCAGCGCCAGUGUCAGGAGUCAGAGCCGACAACAUGCAGUCGGACGAUCUGUUUGUCCGGAAGUUUCGCCGUCAAAACGUGCGGCCGCCCAUCGCCACCGUCAACUUCGACCCCAAGCGAGAAGGCGGGGUGGUGGAGUGGCCCCCCAGGAGAGAUGCGGACAAUAAGGAGAGUCUGACUCCCAGCCGCGCGGGCCUGAGCCUGCGUGCUGUGGGCCGGGGCCACAUCAUGCAGCGCAGCAACAGCGACGUGACUUUGGGCGACCUGGAUGGCGGGAAAGCGGCGGGAAAGACGGCGAGGGCUGGAGGAGAGAAGGCCGGGGGCGGAGCUCAGGGGGAGUCCGGCCUCGGUCUGCGCAGGGAAUACGGCAGCCUGUCGUCACUGGAGCGACAGACCCAAGUGCAGGAGGCCGGUACAGACAGUCCCCUGUCCCCAAAUGCCCUGCGCUUCAAAGACCCCUUCCUGCUGCUGGGGCUGCAGGGUGCCCCACCUGAGCCUGAUGGCUUCUUCCGAGGUCUGUCCGCCUCCACAGGGGACUCCCCAAAACCUGCCAAGCCGCCAAAGCCCGAAGGCCUGAGUAAAAAGUCCAAACCUGUGACCCCUCAGGUGCCACAGCCGUGUCCCUAUGAUGGUCUUGGGGGCGGAGCCUGGGUCAGGAACUUUGCCCACUACGACGUCCAGAGCAUCCUGUUUGAUCUCAGCGAGGCUGCCACCAACAGGGACAGCAUCGGGAGGAAAAAGAACAUCACGUCCGGGGCGUCGGCCGCGUCGCAGCUGCGGCCCGUCUCGCAGCCGGCGCCGUCCUCACCCGCCCCCGCCGACGAUCUGGACCAGGCCUUUAUGUUGGAUGAAGGCGACGGCAACGACAACGAGCUGCUGCUCAGCUGCCCGCACUUUCGCAAUGAGACGGGAGGAGAGGAGCAGGCCGGCUUGGGCCGGUCCUGGGGCCGGCGGGGGCCUUGGUCCAGCCUGAGGACCCCUAACGACGCCGUCUCCGUUCUGGAGGAGCCGCGAGAGAGUCACGUCCAGCAGCAGGGCAAGAGCAACUACUUCAUCGAGCACGCCGACCUCGGCGCCCACUACUUCCGAAAAUACUUCUACAUGAAAGAUCAUCAGAACUUCUUUGGUAUCGACGACCGCCUCGGCCCAGUGGCCAUCAGCUUCCGUCGGGAGGAGAAGGAAGGGUCCAGCGGCGCUCAGUACAACUACAGGAUCAUCUUCCGAACCACAGAGAUGAAGACGCUGCGAGGCUCCAUCCUGGAGGAGUCUGUGCCCUCAGCUGCGCGCCACACCACCCCCAGAGGUCUGUCCCCCAAGAGGCUCCUGGAGUUCAUCAUGCCUGAGCUGAACCUCCAGUGUCUGCGCCUGGCUUCCAACUCGCCAAAGGUCCGGGACACCUUGCUGAAGCUGGACGAGCAAGGGCUCAACUUCCAGAGGAAGGUCGGCGUGAUGUACUGUCGGGCCGGCCAGAGCUCCGAGGAGGACAUGUACAACAACGAGAGCUCCGGUCCGGCUUUUGAGGAGUUCCUGGACCUGCUCGGCGAGCGUGUCCGACUGAAGGGCUGGGAGAAGUACAGGGCCCAGCUGGACAACAAAACCGACUCCACGGGGACUCACUCGCUCUACACCAGGUACCAGGACUACGAGAUCAUGUUCCAUGUCUCCACCAUGUUGCCGUACACGUCCAACAACACCCAGCAGCUGCUGAGAAAGCGACACAUCGGCAACGAUAUAGUUACCAUCGUGUUCCAAGAACCGGGGGCUCUUCCUUUCACCCCGAAGUCCAUUCGAUCUCACUUCCAGCACGUCUUCAUUAUCGUCCAGGUGCACCAGUCCGGCGCGGACAACACCCACUACAGGGUUGCUGUCACGCGGUCCAAAGACAUUCCCUUGUUCGGCCCGCUCUUCCCCAAAGGCGCCCGCUUCCCUCGCUCGCCGGCCUUCAGAGACUUUCUCCUGGCGAAGGCGGUCAAUGCCGAGAAUGCUGCGGAAAAGUCGGAGAAGUUCCGUUCCAUGGCCACACGUACGCGUCAGGAGUACCUGAAGGACCUGGCGGAGAACUACGUGACCACCACGCCUAUCGACUCCUCCACCAAGUUCCCUCUGCUCUCGCUUGGAGGGAAGCGCAAAGACAAGCAGAAGGGCGUGAAAGGAGCGGAGCUGCACAGCGCCGGGGCGCUGGUGUGGGCGGUUCUGGUGCCGGACGCAGAGGUGGAAGACCACAAGCUGCCGUGUCUGCUGGGCGUCUCGGCCGAGUCAGUGGUUCUGAUUCAAAGGUGCAGUCGCAGGGUGGUCUUCAACUGCUCCUGCAGGGAUGUGAUCGGCUGGAAGGCGUUGACGGAAGUGAAAGACGGGGGGCCUCGCCUGGACAUCUUCUACGAGCGCGGCGAGUCCGUCUCCAUCCACAUGACCGAGAGCCAGACGGAGGACAUCCGGGAGGUGGUGCAGCGGCUGGAGUUGGUGACCCGGGGCUGUGAGGCUCUGGAGGUCACGCCGCUGCGCGACGGUGUGGGUCAGCCGGGCUUCCUGAUGAACGAGGAGGGCUUUGUGACGGAGCUGCAGCGCUUCUGCUACGCAGAGAGCGGCGGCCUGCAGCUGUGGGCCCGGGUUGUGCGGCUGUGUGGGUUCUCUCUGGUCCACCUGGGCACAGAGGAGCGGACCCGGCUGCUGCGCACGGCUCACAAGAUCCACAUCACCGUGAUCCCGCCGGACGAGAACGGGAAGCCCCGCAGGAGCUUCUCUGAGCUCUACCAGAAGGCCAUCAAGGACGCGGAGUGUCAGCCGGGGGAGGACCAGUCCAGGGAGGCCUGGGUGGUGGACGAGGCUCCGGAGGAGGAGGAGGCCAAGCCGGAGGAAGUGUUGGACAUGAUAGAGGUCCGGGAGGAGGCUGAACCAGAGCCCUCAUUGGUCCCAGAUGAAGGUCACACUCUCUCGCCGCCGAGUUUGCCGCUGCUGCGAGCGACGUCGCUGCAGGAGGCGCCGGACACCCACAGCCAGGACAUCAGCAUCACCCGCAGCUUCUCUUUAGAGAGGCCGUCCAUGUUCACCGACACGUGUGAAGGGCAUGUGUACGACAACGUGGGGGGCAGAGUGGAGCGUCCCAUCUACGAGAACGUUGGUGAGCUGAGAGACACCACGCCUGAUCUGAUCCGGGCGGUCAAACCCAAGAUUCAAGUGGAGGACCAGCAGGUCCUCGGCUCAGAGGCGGGUGAAGACAGACCCUCAGCGAGCGAUUCCCUGUCCGUCAACUCCCGACUGUCCAGCUUCGACCGAACCGAGAGAAACUCUCGAGCGCUGAGUCUUCACAACUCCAUCACAAAGAUUCUGUCUGAGACGACGGACUCCACGGAGGAGGAGUGGCAGUCCAUCGCAGACCUGGCAGCCGCCUGCCGCAGCAUCUUGGAGGCCUUGUCCCGCGAAGACCGUAAAUCUGGAGACGCCGCCGGAGCCGACCAGGUGGAUGGACGGCUGAAGGACGCGAAGGACAGCGACUCUCCUGGCCACCUGGAGGAGAAAGUGUCUCAGCUGGAGUCCAUGCUGAAGAAGCUGCAGGCCGACCUGCAGAAGGAGAAGGAGGACAAGGCCGUGCUGCAGGCCGAGGUCCAGAGUCUCCGCCAGAACAACCAGCGGCUCCAGGAGGAGUCGCAGAGCACCGUGGCCCGACUCAUCAAGGUGACCGAGCUUCUCUGCAACGUCAAUAAGCCUUGCUAGCUGGACCCGGCCAAGUGGGGACGCCCCAAAACCUGGAGCGGAACUGUGAACUUGUUCCCAGCAUCCUUGGCUCUGCAGCCUUUGUGAGUGUGUGAGUUAGUGUGAGUGAGUGCACCAGUGGUACCAGGACUUGUCCUCCUUUGAACUUCCACCACGACGUCUUGUAGCACCGGACUGGGUCCGACCCGGACAGACUUCUAAGUUUGCAUUAGUCGAAACAUCAGCAGAAACAUUUUCGGGCCGGACACGCAGCUCUGGCUCGGCGUCGGUCCGAAGCUCACCUGUGCACGCUGGAGUCCGACGGACCGCUCUUCCCCCAGUGCCAACAGAACCAGGCAGCUUCUUCUGAGUUCCUGUGGAGACUUUGUUUGGACUCACUGUGAAUAACCCGGUACCAGCAGAAGAUCAUCGUACAACUUCAAUAAUGUGAAGAACGCGUGUGCGUGGGCGCCCCCUGCGGGCCGACACUGCAGACGCGGGUCAUGUGACCAGCUGUUAGUCCAUAGAUGUUUAGACUGUAGAAGGUCCAGCAUGAGAAUGUGAAACCAGACGUCCACGUCUGAGCGUGUAACUUAUUCAUCGACAAACUGUAACAACCUGGGGUCAUGUGACCCGCCCAUCACCUGAUCAGAACCGUUAUAAGUCACCAGAGAGUGAAUGAAAACUGGACCACAGGUGAACCGGGUCGCGGCUCGGCCCGAUGUCAGACUCAUGUUCUGAUCAAUAAAACCUCGCCCACAAUCGAUCGAGUGUCUUCCUGCGUCUAAAUAAAGUUGUGGAACGUCUCGCCUGGGUCCAGACUGAGGCUGGUGUCUAGUCACUCACCAACGCCGAGUCAGGAAUCCAAACAGCAUUCAGCAGAAACGUCAGCAGUUUAUUUCAUCAGUAACGGAACAGUGUGGACAUCCCAGUGGAAACGACACGCUGGUUCAACGAAAAGGUCUGAAGUGGAGAACUUUAACACUGAUCAGAUAUCGAGGAGAAAGAAACGUUCACGACCGACAACAACGAAAAAAGGAUCAUGACACAAGUACAGUAGUCGGGCAGGUGCACUGUACGGACGACGGAAGUGGCGCUCAACAGCUCCACCUGCAGGCUGUGAGCCUCGGCUGAAAUGUCCUCGCGGUGCGUUCACUGGCGACAGGGUUCUGUCCGGGCCACUUGGGUCCUCCGUACGUGGGUGCGUGACCUGCGCUAAAGUGCAGACUGUCGUUGGUGAGCUUAUGUUUUUAAACUUCAUUUUACCUUCAUGAAGAUUCACACUGUGAGCAACAGCAGAGGAAACCAUUCACCGAUUGUUUAUUAAAUAAAGCCCUUCCAUCGACGACAAUCCAUCGGUCGCUCUGUUCACUGCGAGGACUUGUUAGCUAAACAUGGAAUCAACACUGCUACAGUAGUUGGAAAUGCUAACUUUACUUAGCAUCAUUUAAAAGAUUGGAAACUUGAUCAGGAAAAACAAAGUGUUUAGCAACUUGGUAACAGCCAAAUAAAUAAACCAGAUAAAAGCCAACCUUUUCCUCACGCAGUGUUUAGUGUUGAGCUAGCCGGGCGUAAAGGGGCAGGUGAAGUAGCGUAAAUAAAUAGAGCCGGUCGCUCACAGUGUGAAUCGCGGAAAGCUUAAAAAAGUGUCAAAGAUGGCCG
This is a messenger RNA of Synchiropus splendidus (mandarinfish), 5846 nucleotides long. Its product is annotated as signal-induced proliferation-associated 1-like protein 2. Gene Ontology annotation, molecular function: GTPase activator activity. Gene Ontology annotation, biological process: regulation of small GTPase mediated signal transduction; establishment of epithelial cell polarity; activation of GTPase activity. Gene Ontology annotation, cellular component: plasma membrane; Golgi apparatus; cytoplasm. NCBI's taxonomy places the organism in Eukaryota, Metazoa, Chordata, Actinopteri, Syngnathiformes, Callionymidae. The transcript has 16 exons. Bases 528 to 4205 code for a protein of 1225 amino acids. The record is from RefSeq and is a predicted model, not a curated record.